Molecule: messenger RNA, 591 nt
Organism: Aspergillus terreus NIH2624
Lineage: Eukaryota; Fungi; Ascomycota; Eurotiomycetes; Eurotiales; Aspergillaceae
Product: COX20 family protein
Exons: 2
Coding region: 1-591 (196 amino acids)
Biological process (GO): mitochondrial respiratory chain complex IV assembly
Cellular component (GO): mitochondrial inner membrane; mitochondrion
Source: RefSeq, a predicted model, not a curated record
AUGGCAGAUGAUUCGCGAGGCACGACUGCCUCCACAACUGAGACGAGAGAUAACGCCCAAGAUCCUUCGAAACCAACGCCGAAACAUGACUUCGGCAAAACGCAAGUCGGCAAGCUCUGGGAUGCGUUCGGGAAUCCUGAGGAGCCGGUAAACAUACUAUCACCAGCGGGAGCAUCUGGAAAGGGAUCGAAGGAUGUGACGGUCACGGAGGCCAUGAAGUCAAUGUCCCUCAAGGAUGUCACUUCGUUCUACAAAGCACCUUGCGCGCGGGACUCUCUACUACUCGGAAUUGGAGCUGGUUUCGGUAUCGGUGGAGUGAGAGGGGUCCUAGGAGGACUACGUUCGAUGUGGACAGCCUGCAAUUGGGCCGUCGGCGCAUUCGCCCUCACCUCCUUGGCAGCACAUGAAUUCUGCCAACGACGUCGGGUACAAGAACUGGAUGGCAUGAAGCAGGCGGUGGAAAUGAUGAAAGAGUUGAAAGUGAAGAAGCAACGUGAGAAGGAACAAAAGGCUGAGGAGGCUGCUCGUCUGGCCGAGGAGGAAAAGAAACGGAAGAGUUGGACGAACUUGGCGAACUAUAAGUUCUGGUAA